This is a messenger RNA of Petromyzon marinus (sea lamprey), 6804 nucleotides long. RefSeq names its product KIAA0586 ortholog. NCBI's taxonomy places the organism in Eukaryota, Metazoa, Chordata, Hyperoartia, Petromyzontiformes, Petromyzontidae. The record is from RefSeq and is a predicted model, not a curated record. Gene Ontology annotation, cellular component: centriole; ciliary basal body. Gene Ontology annotation, biological process: smoothened signaling pathway.
CCAUUGGUUCCUCACGUUCUGUAGAUGUAGAUACCACUGGUUCUUCACAAACUGUAGAUGUUGAUGCCACUGGUUCUUCACGUUCUGCAGAUGUAAUCUUGAUUUGUUAUUACUUCAUAGUUGUGUGUGUACUCAUACCUGUCAACCCCUUAUCAGUGCCCUACCUGAACACAGACCAAUUCAGACCUCGUUGGUCACCCCGUGCCCCCUUCAUAAAUCUCAACGUGUAUCCUACAAAGUCCCAUCACAAGGCAGAAACACAAACAAACUAGACAACAAAAACAAUUGUUUUAACUUUGCCCCGAAUUGACACGGCUGUUACGCCGUACGGACCUCAACACUAAAUUUCCCCGGUAGAAGGACACGGCGUUGAAACCCGCCUUGGCUUUUGCACAGCCGCCUACAAACAAUCGCGAACAAAAUCAUCACGCGCGGUUUAUCGAUCAUCAAAUCAUUGGACCGGCUGCUCGUCGUUAAUCUCGAGGGUUUUUAUCCCUCCGAGCUGACAUCGCCGCCGCCGCAGCCGUCGUCGUCGGCGAGCCCGAGGGAGGCGGAGUGCGACCCGCGUCGUCGUUGUCGUCGUCGUCGUUGUCGAGGAGGAGGAGGCGGAGGAGGAGGCUGCUACUGCCGCUACUGCUGCUGCUGCUGGCUCCGGCUCCACGGGCGGCAUCGAGGACCACAACCACCACCACCACCACCCCCCCUCAACGUCGUGAGGAGCAGCCGACGAGCCCCCCUCGUCUCUACAUCGAUCGGUUUCCCCGCUGUGUCGUAGCACGCAUCCACCGUGCAUGGAUCUGGCGCAAGUGUCCGAGCCGCCGUCCGCUACGUUGCGGGCGGCGGGCGCAAUUCCUCGCUCCGCCGAAUCCCUCCUGCCCUGCUGCUCCUCGCCGUCCAUCCUGGCCAUCGAAGGAGACAGCCACAGCAGCCACGCAUUCAGCUCGGGCUCGGAGAGUUCCACGGCGAGCCGCGUGCUGGCGCGCAGCACCUCCACCGCCGCGGUGACACGGGCAGGGCAGGCGGCGCCGCCGGCAAGAGCUGGGCGAGAGGCGUCGCACGCUGCCAGCCGGCGAAACAAUGCGCUGCGGGAAAUUGUCUGUGUGCCGGCGGACGGGCACGUGACCUUGGCCCAUGGUAGUCGGUGUGGGCAUGGUGGCAAGGAGACGACAGUCACCACCGUUCACCCUGGGGGGGUGGAUGAAGAUGAGUUCAAAGAAAAUUUGAUGCACCUGCCUGUGAAUGGACAACUGGGGGUGGACGUUAUUGCCCCAUCAGUUCGGGGCUCGAGUGCCGGCAGCCCGCAGCGUUCUCAUGCGCUCGACGAUCAAAGAGAAGCGUGCAAAGACACGGACUGGGAUGCGGCGUCAUAUUGCACGGAUGACAGCAUCGUCGUGUCUCGCCAUGUUGCUGGUGAGAAACAAGCUGCAAGAACAAUCAUCGGGCAGAGGCGUGCGCCAGCCGGUGGGGCACGCAGGAAGGUGCGCGUCCGUCUACUGGACUCGUUUGCGUCGGCUCCGGCCGCCGUGAGCGACGCCGCCGCUCAGGGGCGGCAGCAGCACCAGGAGGCCGCCGCCAUCACGGCCGCUUCGGCGGCUGCUGCCACGGCCGCGGCCCUCGCCGCUGCUGCUCCCGUACUCAAGGCUCAGAGUGACCUGGAGGUGAAGGUGGCUGGCGUGACGGAGUUGGUGUCCGGUCUGGCACGGGAGUUGGCGCGGGCGCGAGAGCGGGACGUGGGGCCGGACCUGAUCAGGCGGCGUCCAGAGGAGGACGAGCAGCAGCAGCAGCAGCAGCGAGUGCUGCGGCUACAGGAACAGCUGCAGGAGCAGCUUGUGCAGCGAAUCUCUGGACUGGAGAGGCAGCACCAGCAGCACGUGGAGUUACAGACUCGCCUGCUCGGCCGCACCCUAGUCCCGCCUGCCGUGCCGGAGAGCGCCGCCUAUUGGCCGGUGGCCAACAGUGGCCCCCCGACUGGCCACGCGGGCCCCCUAGCGAAACGCGCGGGUGCCCCGUUGACGUCCGGGACGCCCACCGAGAACGCCGACCUCUGCUCCCGCGCGCCGCCGUCCGGACCUGUGGGGCCGACACGGCCGACACGGCCGACACGGCCGCCCGUCGGCGGCGCGAGGGCCCCACGCGACGAGGCCGGGCCGACGCUCGCCGAGGACGACGACGCCGCCGUCGCUGCCGCCGCGAGCGCUGGCGCCGCCCGCGCCGCCUCAGGCGACGCUGCCGCAGCGGUCCCUUCCAGGCCACCCGCAGGUGGUGGUGGGGGCGGCGGUGCGAGGGGUGGCAUGGGCGCUGUGCUGGACACGCCGGCACCCAGGCCAUGGGCCCCCGUACCCAUUCCCCGUGACAAGAGGAGGCCCAGGACCCAACCUGGAGGGCGCCCACAGCCUGCACCCAAAGCCGGAAAUGGGAAAUUUCUGCGAGAGGACACGUUGAGUAAACAGGAAGGGCACAGGGGGAGCACGGCACCCCCACGGAGCUCUGCGGCCGAGGUCCCCGCGGUGGCGCCCAGCUGGACGGCCAGACCCAGGUCUCCGGGAGCAGGCGGAGGGCGCGACGAGCAGGGCUGCCCAGCGGUGAAGAGGGCGGGGGAUCUACUGCAGGACCUGGGCCGCAUCAAACACGACAUGCAGGCCAUCCUGCAGGAGGCGGAGAGGUGGCAGGCCAACGUGGAGAGGGCAGCAAAGCCGCUGCCCUCGGCUCCGUGCAUCCCGGCGCAACCCCCGGUGAGGGUCGCUGGGCCGGCGCUGCGGCCCUCCCGUCCGUCUGCCACCGCCGCCCCGGCCCCGGUCGCGGCCCCCGCGCCGCUCGACGCUUGCCCGGCCCGACCGCCGCGGACGGAUGCCUCCCGAGCCGAGGCCGCCCUGCUGGAGGAGGCCGGGCGGACGCUGCAUCAGGUGCAGGACAACCGCAGGAACCUGGAGGAGAACCUGCGCUCCGUGGUGCGGGGUCGCGACGGCGCCGUCAACUACGCGCUGCUGCUCGGAGCGAUCGCCGAGGGCAGUGGAGCUGAAGAAAAGUUGAGGAUAAGAAGAACAGUGGACGAAUGGAUCUCAGUUAUGAGCAAGGAGAUUGAGGAGGAAAUUGAGACGGAGUCUAAGCGACCGGUCAAGAGCGCUGCCGAGGCCCCGUCUGUUGAGAGGGGCUCGCGACGCGGUGAGCAGCGGUCCCAGGCGAGGCCCCCAAAAGCUCAAGCCCAGGAGCAGCCCCUGCGCCGCGCCCCCGCGAAAACUGCCGGGCCGGCCAAGACUUCCGUGCCGGGUGGCCAGCUUAGGCCUAAGACGAAGAGGAGUCAGGAGUCCACGGAAGCCCUGGCGGUCCACGUGUACGGCCGCGGCCUGGAGCAGCAGCCGCGGCGGUCGACGGCCAAGCGCGCGCCGUACCUGCGCCUCGCGUCCCCGUCGCCCGUCAGGGCCCGGCGUGCCGCCCCCCGCGUCGUGGAGACUGUCAGAGGUACGAAGAUACGGUCUGCACGCACUCAGACAAGCCCACCGGGCACCGUGCCCUCCGGGCCUACCCAGUACCUCUUCAGCCCGAGCAGAGCGCUUCGUCCUUCCUCGGGCAUCACAGGGCCCACGGAGGGACACCUCAUUCCCAUGGCCAUCCCCCUGGGAGCACCGAGGAAAGACGGGCCUGUCCCGCAGCCGUUUGCCGUCACCAUCGCGGGCCCUCCGCGGCCGGUCACCGUGACGACCUCGGUGCCACCCUCCCCGCGCAAGCGGCGUGGCGGCGGCGGCGGCGGCGCCGUGGGCGUGAGGCCCAACGUGGCCGUCGUGGAGAUGAGGUCGGAGAAGAGAGAGCCCCCGGUGCUGUCAGUGCAGGUUUUGCCAAACGUGGACAUUGAGAGCGUGGUCAGCAGCAGCAGUAGCAGCAGUCCGGCUCAGAGGGACACGUUCCCAGGCCCUCCAGCACGGACGCUCCCCACGGCAGAGGGAGCCCCACAGCCUCCAGAUCUGAGCGAGAGGGAGGAUGGCUUUCCUGGGACAAGCUUCAUCAACGUCACAGACCUGCCCCAGGGAAUUGAGGCAGAGGAGGAGUUCUCUGACGGCCCAAUCAUUGAACUGAAUGGCUACGCCGAGUCCGAUUUGGAUUCCACGGGGUCCCCCAGCUUCCCGUACAGGGCCCCGGAUCCUGUGGCCCCGCGGGUGGACGUUGAGUUGAAGCUGCGUCAGCGGGACCCAACACAGGGCCAGCUGCUCAUAUGGGUGGAGCAGGAGCUGAUGGCUCGUGUCGUGUCCGAGCUGCUGCCCCGUCUCCAACGGCAGCAGCAGGAGGAGGCCUCCGAGUCGGAGAGUGAGGAGGGCCGGCCGUAUGGAUCUGACAUCGUGGAGGCAGCGGGCGGUGGGGGCCUGCAGCUGUUUGUGGACGCGGGGCUCCCCGUGGACUCGGAUCUCGUGCGGGCACUGGUGGCCGAAUCGCUGGCCGAGGUCGUCGCCGUCACCCUGGGUCAGCGUCCCGACGCGAGGCCGGCGAGGCCGGCGGCUCGGUCGCCCCCCCGAGCGCGCUCACCGCCCCGCAUGGUGCCCACGCCACUGCCCACCCCCCAGCACACCCCUCCCCGCGUGCCCUCGCCGGACGGGGGCGCGGACGCCCCUCGCGUUCGCACGCCGGUGCCAACGCCGCGCACGUCCCUCUCGGAGGAGGAGGAGGAGUCGGAGGGCAUCCCAACUGGCCCAGAGUUGGCACAAGAGGACUCCUUGCCGGUGGUCAUUGUGGCGAUCGCCACACCGGCGCCCAGCCCGUCCCCUCCGGCCUCUGCGAGGGCCCCCACCCCCGAGCCCCCGCCGACCGCCAACCCCUGGGGAGAUGCAGAGCUGCCCCUGGAAGAGGAAAACCCGAGCCCGCGGCCCAAAGAGUCGCCGCGUCGCCCGCCCGUGGUGAUGUCGGUGCAGCGCGAGGAGGAGCCCACGAGUCUGGUGGGGCCCCCAGUGCCCAGCCCGGUCCCCGUGACGCGGUCGCCAACGCCGCCACCGCCGCCGCCGUCCCCCUCGCUGUCCCCACGCUCGCCGCUGCCACGGGAAAACACCCCCAGCAGCUCGCUCAUCUCCAUCACCGAGACGGAAACCGGCGACAGGAACUUCUCUGACGGCGAGAUCCUGGUCAGCUACAACCGUAUCCUGGCGGCCCAAGCCCUGGCAGAGGAAGGAGUCACUUUGGUGAAUGGUGUGCCCAACCUCUCCAACACCUUACACGACGUGCAGGACAUGGACUUCGAUCCUCCGAGUGAAGGUCAGGUGGUCAGACAGCCACCCUGGGGAGCUCACAGGGACCCCGUGCUCUCCAUGAUGGUCAGCACGAAGCAGAAGCCAGUGGAAGGCUUCCCUAUCCACUACCGGCCAGAGAGCCCGGAUGACGAAGAGGACGAGGGGAGUGUUGGGGAGCUGAGCGAGGGCCAGAGGCCCAGGCUGACGUCCGUUGCGGAGACCGUCAUGACGGGGCACUCGCGCUACGGCGUCGUUGCCGCGCGCCAGGCGGUCGACGCGGGGAGACGCUCGCCCGGCGAACGUGGUUCAGACGGGGUGGGCCCCGAGGACGGCGCCGGCAGCGUGGGGCCCAUGUCGCUGCGGGACCUGGGCUCUCGAUCGAGCGGCACUCGACGGCCGAGGCAACGCAGCCCCGAGCGGCAGCCCCCUGCGCCGCGGCCUCGAGAGCUGCCCAGAAGCAGAGUCAUCCACGUGGGACGGCGAGAGGAGACGGCCACCACCACAUCUGGAGCAGAGGAGUUGGCCUCGGGGGACCUUUGCCGCACCGUGGUGGAGCCUGGCCGCUACCUGCACGGCGCUGCAGGAGACUCCCGGCAAGUUGGCGGGCGGCCGAGCGGUGCCGCGCAGGCGCCCGCGUCUGCGCCGGGGAUACGGCGGCGCGAUGAGGGCGGGGACAGCGGCAGCGAGGACACGCUGCAGGACGUAUCCGAGGGGUCCCUGCGGGGCACGUAGCGCUCCCUCGGGGCGACGUCGGGCCCCCCACGGCGAUCCCCGAGCCUCGCGGGCAGCGCCGCUGUCGAACUACGACCACGUCGCGUUGAGCGUUUGAAAGGCGAUCGAAGUGCACUUGAGGCACACUUGAAGUGCACUUGAAGUGGCAGCCGAUGGUGCUUGUUGUGGGCUUUAGACUAGGGGUCAGGAACAUAUGGCCCGCUGACCAAAUAUGACCCUUGGUCACAUGAGGCCUCCCACUUAUAAAUGGCCCACAAACGAUUUUUUUAUCCAUCGCUUCGAACAUCUUAGCCACAAAAAUCGGGUACUUGAGGGAAAUAUUUCCAACUUGGCAGUGCACACUGUUUCAGAUUUCAGCACGUUCAAUCAACUUCUGUCACUGCAGGGGCAUCAGCGAUAGAAGCGACUGUGGUGUGUGUUCAUGUGUGGCCCCCGCCAAACGGCUUUUAAAGUCCUACUUCAGCCAUGUAAGGAGAAAGUCCUGCACUCCUGGUUUAUAGCAUGAAACACUGCAAUGUUAAAUAGAUUGAGCUCCAAAUAUGUGCAUUGAGAUGCAAGUUAAGGAAGAUGUGUACAGGAAAUAUUCCAUCCAAAAUUAAAUGCAACGUGCUUAGUUGACAUUCAUUCAUGAGGAUUAAAGCAUAUUCGUAUUUUACAAAUCACCCUCAACAAAGGGAUUAAAGUAAUGUUUCGCCACUUGAAGGCAUUUUUUCUACCAAUGGACGUCAUUUUAGACAUUUCUCCAUCUUUCUUGGUUCUUUCGGUAAUGUCACGUAGAAGGGAAACAAAUAAUAAAAAUAUAAAACAAUAAAAUUCUCACGACGUUUCGACUGCAACACAAGCAUUCAUCAUCAGGUGUGAA